AUGAAGGUUCCUUGGUACAUGGAAGAACCGAAGAACCCUGUCCCAACUCUAGACAAGGAUGCGAGAAUCGAGCUCCUGCACAAGGAAAACGCGUUCCUGCUCUCUCAGAUCCGAGCCUUGGAGUCAACGCUAUUGCACCACUACUUGUUCUCGCAGCAGAAGAUGUCGGUGAUCCUUGAGUUGCUGGAGCAGCUGAGCGACGCUCUCUUGCGGAAGAUGUUCCUCAGCAGAGAAUGUUGUGAUCGCGAUGAACAGAAAGGAAUGUCCGACCUGAGCUUUGACACGGGGGUUGAGACUGAACGUACUCCUUCUCCUGCCGCGCUCCUUCUUCAACCGUCUCCCUAUCCCUUUGACAUGAUGGUAGCCACCAAGCAGCACGCACUGACGGACGGCAAGGACUCUCAACUUAGGAUGAUACGCUCCUUGGCACAAGACAUCUGUUGCGAGCUGAAAACGAUAACAUGCUUGUCAUCAGAACUUCAGGUGGCGUCAGAAGAGCAGUCAGAGCAAGCAGCACCCUUCGGAAGAAGCAGCUCGCGCGACAUGUUGGAGCUGUCAACGAGCUGCAGCGACAGUCAGCUUCAAGCAAGGUUCAUGGCAAAGCUCGCUGAGGCAGUUCCAGCUCGGUACCGCGAGCGGCUCAGCAUGGAGGCCUGGGAAGCUGCGAGGAUCGCAGAUGAGCAGGGGGAGGAUGAAACGGCUACUUGCAACGUCUUGUCAAGUGACGAGCCGGUUGACAGCUGCGAUGAGGCAAGCCCGCGAUCCUCGUCGAAACGUCACGCGAGGGCAGACGGAAAUCCGAACCGACUUGACAGGCUACGACGAUCGUCGGAGUCCCGAACAUCUGUCGAUCAACCAUCAGUCGUGUCGAGGUUACAAUCUCCUCAGAGAGCGAGCCCGUCAAACUUGCAGAAGAAUUCGCCGAGAAGGAAGCUCGUGUCCGGAGAUGAAGCUGACAUGUAUCAAGGGAGAAGAGGAGGAAGAGACCCGAGGGGUUCUUCGACCUCAGCAGCUCCUGUGCGAGGAAGGGAAGAGCAGGAGGCUAGAAGUUGUCUGAUGCUCUGCGAGAAGGCCAACAAACGGGAGGCGGAGGACAUCCUGUGUGAGGCCCUGAAGCUGAACCCCAAUCAUCCUGCUGUGCUGCUCGCCUUCGCCGACCUCCUUGCUGCCCGCUAUGGCGACAAGCGACAAGCGGACAUCCUUCACCUGCGGGAAACAGCGAUGCAGCUGCAAGCUCCUCCUCCUCCCAGCCCGAGCGAAAAAGGAAAUCACCCACUCCUCGGAGGUGAGACAAGGGUUGGAGUGAAGGGGAGGGGAAGGGACGGGUGA
This is a messenger RNA of Guillardia theta CCMP2712, 1329 nucleotides long. RefSeq lists its product as hypothetical. The record is from RefSeq and is a predicted model, not a curated record. The transcript has 3 exons. Lineage: Eukaryota; Cryptophyceae; Pyrenomonadales; Geminigeraceae. Bases 1 to 1329 code for a protein of 442 amino acids.